AUGUCCCGCACGUCAUCUGCGCAGGGCCCCGUGGGGUCUUCCAGUCGGUCGUGGAAGGACAACGAUUUUAUACGUACCUUGCAAGACAUCAAACGUCCUCUGGAGCUGGCUGGGGACUGGCACGAGGACGACGAAGACGACUUCUAUGAUGAAGACCAGUCAGAGGAGGGUGACGACAGGUUUUUCAAUCCUGCGUUGUUGAGUCAUAUCGCGGUGAGACUACGCGACAAGGUGCCUAGGGGCACGCACGUUAAAGGCAGUAUACCCUACCCUCGGGCAUUCACCGGCAAGGACAUCGUGUCCACUAUCCAGUCGCAGAUCCAACGAGAACUACUGAUCACACAUGGCAUCUCCACCAAUGAUCGGCGAGCAGCCCUGCAGGUCGCACGCAGCUUGCAGAACCAGCUCUUCUUCUAUGAAGUUGAGUGGGGAGGGCGUGUUCUGCAAGAUGGCGUGGAGGAUGUCUACAUGUUCCUCGAUGAUCAGGAGGGUGCUUCGGAUACACGCGUUGAACGGGAGGAGCUGCCGACCGCGGUCAUUACGCUGCUUACACGUUGUUAUGCGCCGAGCUGCUAUGACGAAACGCCAUGCUACUCCUUCGCAUGUCCUAAGAGAAACAAGAGCCUUGUUCUGGUCACCCCCACGGAAAAGGAGGUUGAGGAGGAAAAGGAUGAUUCAUGGUCAAGGACUGUCCCACCGGAAGUCUUGCGAACCUUGCCCGAGAGCGAGAUCAACCGGCAGACGAUCAUACAUAAGGUCAUCACCAAGGAGAAGCAGUAUCUCCGCGACCUCGACAUUGUGGAAUCGUUGUUCAUCCGUCCUCUUCGCAAUGCCAACCCGCCCAUUAUCAGACCGAUAGAAGUCGAAGAGUUCAUCGAGGAAGUGUUCGGCAACAUCCUAGAUCUGCGAGAGUGCAAUCGCAGAUUGUUGGAAGUUCUGAACGUCCGACAACGCGAACAGGCGCCUAUUAUUCAUGGUGUUGGGGACAUCUUCCUAGAUGCAGCGACCGAGUUCCGCUUGGCGUAUCCCAUCUAUGUUGGUCACCUUCCCGUAGCAGAGAAAAGGGUGAAAGACGAAAGCGAAAAGAAUGCUGAGUUCCGGCGCUUCCUCGAGCAAGCAGCUCGGCAUCCUGAUGCCCAUCGCCUUGAUCUCAAACACUUCCUCAAUCGGUCUUCGGAACAUCUGCAGAAGUACCCGGUCUUGCUGGAAGCUAUCUGCAAUGAAACUACGGACGGCAACCCCGAUGCGGAUUUCUUGAAGGAGGCGAUAGAGGCCAUCAAAAAGCUGCAGACCGUGGCUCAACUCUGGACAUGGCAAUCUGCUAUGGGUAAGGGGCCCACAGGAAAGCUUGAGUGGCACAAUCUCGUGUCCGAGGAGUUCAGGAAGAGUCUUCACAAGAAAGAUGCCAAACGACAGUCCAUCAUUUUUGAGCUGAUCAAGGGUGAGAUGGAAUACGUGAAGGACCUCGAGAACAUUGACUUGAUGUACGUGACUCCGUUGCGCGAGAUGGACCCGCCUAUCGUCCCACGCGAUCGGCUCGAGCAGUUCCUUGGCGAAGUGUUCCACAACUUCGACGAGCUGCAUGCCCAUCAUCGCAAGAUGUUGAACUCUUUCCAUGAGAUACAACGCGAAGAGCAUCCAGUUAUUCGUAGCGUCACGGCAGCCGUCUAUGACGCCGUUCUCAACUUCCGUGAAGCGUACUUGGAGUACAUUCCGAACUACCCCAUUGCAGCGUACCGCAUUGACGAUGAGAUGGCCAACAACCCGUCCUUCAAGACAUUCGUUGAUCAAUGUACUCGGCAUGCAGAUGCUCGCAAGCUUGAUAUGAAAGCCUUCAUCAACCGGCCUAUUCCGAGGUUGCUCCGGUACGAGUUGCUGCUGAAGAGUAUUCUCGAGGAAACACCAGAGGGACAUGAAGACCGUGACACGAUACCACAAGUCCUCGAACUGAUCAAGGCCUUAGGCAAGGAUUCCGAGCCUGGAGUCGUUUCAGCAAAGCAGAAGGUUGAGGUCUGGCGCUACAACUCGAAUCUCGUGUUCAAGCCUGGGGAAGCCAUUGACAUGGACCUUCUCAACGAGAAUCGUUCUUUGAUGCACACGGGCAAACUCCUCCGACAACCUGACACUGGAUUCGAAUGGAGUGGGUGGACUGAGCUGUUCGUCUUGCUCUUCGACAAUUACUUGGUCAUGACGAAGCCGAAGGAGAAGGAUGGUAUUACACGUUACCAUGUCUACAGACGGCCGAUACCCUUGGACCUCCUGACACUCGCGAACUUCACUGAUCCUCCCACUCAGCGUAGCGGCGGUAUCCUUCGUUUGGGAGGAUUGAACAGCCGUGGUGACCGGAAUGAGGCAUUUCCUCCUGGAGCCAAUGGUACUCCCGAGAGCGCUACAGAUUCUCGGAUGGUCUAUCCCUGCACCAUCCACCACACUGGUAGGUUAGGCGGUCUGUACACUGUGUUCGCCGAAUCUGCGCAAGCUCGCAACGAAUGGAAGCAGAAGCUAGAUGAGGCCAUUGGCUUGCGCAAGGUCGUGCAAGAAUCUAACAAGGUCUUUGAGGUGGAGACCCUUAGUGCAGACACGUUCUUCGUCCCCGCAGUGGUCCCUGGAGGCGGGAGUGCUGCUUACAGUCACGAGAAUGCCUUCACGGGCAAGGUCACUUGCUCAGUGCCGUUCACUACUGCAGACGGCAGGGGACUCGUCGCCAUUGGAUGUGCGGAAGGUGUUUGGAUCGGCUUCCGCCACGACUCAAGAUCUAUGCGCCGCGUCCUGCAUCUAAAGAUGGUGACUCAAUGCGCAAUGCUGGAAGACUUUGGAAUUUUCCUCGUACUAGCGGACAAGUCGCUGUUUGCAUAUCAUAUCGAGGCUCUUGUGCCAUCCUCUCCUCAGAGUGUCAACACCUCUCAGACCCCACAGAAGUUGAGCGGGAACAAAGAUGUCCACUUCUUCAGUGUAGGCAACUUGAACGGCCGCACCCUCGUUAUCUAUAUGAAGAAGAAAGGAUUGGAUAGCGUGUUCCGAGUCCUGGAGCCUGUUGUAGGCAAGAUCAACGAGAGAGCAGAGGCCCCGCGAACAUUUGGCUCUCGCCUUGGUCUACGGUCACAGCGCUCGGAAUGGUUCAGGGUCUACAGGGACUUCUUCUUGCCAUCUGAGUCUUUUGAUCUCAUCUUCUUGAAGGCCAGGAUCGUCAUCCUGUGCACGAAGGGAUUCGAGAUCAUGGAUCUCACUGACUUCAAGAGUGUCACAAUCCCUCAACGUGACGACCCUCGCCUAGAGAAGCUAGCGAAACGGUGUGAGUCGUGUCGGCCUAUGGGCAUGUUCCGCACGAACCAGGACGAAUUCCUGCUGUGCUACGAUGAGUUCGGCUUGUAUGUGGAUCGCCACGGUGAUCCCAGCCGGGGUAUGGGCACGAUCGAAUGGGAAGGCACAGCAGAACAUGUCGCCUGGCAUCCACCCUACGUUCUUUUGUUCGACACUAGGUUCAUCGAGAUUCGACACGUCGAAACGGGCCGUCUCGCACAAAUUAUCCCCGGAAACGACGUACGCUGCAUCUGGGAUGGACGAGGAACCACCAACGUUCCUACAUCCUCAGUGCCUGGUCCGGAUGGAUGGUCGGAGAGCAUCUCACAAGAACCACGCGUCCACGGUGUUAUGAACGCCGACAACGGUCUGCAGCCGAGCGGGCCUCGAGGAGCGCGUCCAAUCGCGCAACAGGUUUUCGAGCUUAUACCUACGAUUCCCCUCUAUCUGCCAGGCUCGUUGUCGUCCCCCUCCCACGCGACGCAGUUUGCGCAGAGCAACUCGCCGCCGCACUCACCACGCCUGAAUCCUUCACUAUCUUUCCGGUAA
Fomitopsis serialis is the source of this 3849-nucleotide messenger RNA. Its product is annotated as Dbl domain-containing protein. NCBI's taxonomy places the organism in Eukaryota, Fungi, Basidiomycota, Agaricomycetes, Polyporales, Fomitopsidaceae. Gene Ontology annotation, biological process: intracellular signal transduction. The record is from RefSeq and is a predicted model, not a curated record. Gene Ontology annotation, molecular function: guanyl-nucleotide exchange factor activity. The coding region runs from base 1 to 3849 and encodes 1282 amino acids. The transcript has 20 exons.